CGGACAUCAAAUUUCUGUAUCAGCGCAUUCGCGACUGCACAACGUCUUGAAACGCUUCAGACGACGUGAUAGCCAACAUGUCGACAACAGUGGAUAAGAUUAAAGAGGUCGAGGCCGAAAUGGCCCGUACCCAGAAGAACAAGGCGACCUCGUACCAUUUGGGACAACUGAAGGCCAAGCUAGCGAAGCUUAAGAGGGAAUUACUCGAGCCCAGCGGUGGCGGCGGUGGUGGAGGUGUUGGUUUCGAUGUCGCAAGAACUGGUGUUGCCAGUGUUGGCUUCAUUGGUUUCCCUUCCGUGGGAAAGAGUACGCUCAUGAGCAGAUUAACUGGCCAACACUCCGAAGCUGCCGCAUACGAAUUCACGACGCUCACGACUGUCCCCGGUCAGGUUAUGUACAACGGCGCCAAAAUCCAGAUUCUCGAUCUUCCCGGUAUCAUUCAGGGCGCCAAGGACGGAAAGGGUCGUGGUCGACAGGUCAUUGCGGUCGCGAAGACCUGUCAUUUGAUCUUCAUUGUGCUGGACGUCAACAAGCCCUUAACCGACAAGCGCGUUAUCGAGAACGAAUUGGAAGGCUUUGGUAUUCGAAUCAACAAGAGCCCACCGAACAUUGUGCUCAAGAAGAAGGAUAAGGGUGGUAUCAACAUUACCUCCACGGUCCCAUUGACACACAUCGACCACGACGAGAUCAAGGCUGUUAUGAGCGAGUACCGCAUGGCGAACGCCGACAUUGCCAUUCGAUGCGACGCGACCGUUGACGACCUUAUCGACGUUAUCGAAGCGAAGAGCCGAAGUUACAUUCCUGUCAUCUAUGCGCUCAACAAGAUUGACGCCAUUUCGAUUGAAGAGCUGGAUCUCAUCUACCGAAUUCCCAACGCUUGUCCCAUCAGUUCUGAGCACGGCUGGAACAUCGACGAACUAUUGGAGCAAAUGUGGGAAAAGCUCAAUUUGUGCCGUGUCUACACCAAGCCCAAGGGCAGGAUGCCUGAUUAUACUGCUCCGGUCGUUCUGAGGGCCACUGCUUGCACAGUCGAAGACUUCUGUCACUCCAUCCACAAGACUAUCGUAGAACAGUUUAAGCACGCCAUCGUAUACGGAAAAUCUGUCAAGCAUCAACCUCAGCGUGUGGGAUUGUCCCAUGAGCUUGCCGACGAAGACAUCGUUACCAUUGUCAAGAAGUAAAAGAUAGAUUGCGAUACAUACCCCGGCCUUCAGGCCGUCUACCCCUCGCAGUAGAGAGGGAUUGGAGUGGUGAGUGGCUUGUGGACGGCUCGAUGUCUCACCACAGUGCCACAAUUAGGCCUGGACAUGAAGGAUGACGAGCAGAUUGAGGCUUUAAGCCGACUUCACACUCUGGAUUGGCCGAAGUUGCCGUCCCAAUAGCUCCGCGCCGGCAUCAGCACAUUCGCUUAACUGAGACAAAGAGCUUGCGGAGCGGAUCAUACCUGCCAUUCGCCAGGACACCAGGGACUUGAACGGACCGUAGCCGUCCGCAACUAUCAAUAAGGUUUCUCCUGCCGAAGAGGCGCACCAAAGUACGUACACAUCUCAAGGAAGCCUCGUGGAGAGAGGGGCGCCGGCGUUUAAACAGUCUCAGCAUAUUAGUUUUCCCAUAAGGAUACUUUCGGAACUUCAGCAAAUACGAUCAGUGUUGUCUG
Messenger RNA from Macroventuria anomochaeta, 1657 nucleotides. RefSeq names its product P-loop containing nucleoside triphosphate hydrolase protein. Gene Ontology annotation, molecular function: GTPase activity; GTP binding. Gene Ontology annotation, cellular component: cytoplasm. The coding region runs from base 78 to 1181 and encodes 367 amino acids. Gene Ontology annotation, biological process: cytoplasmic translation. The transcript is spliced from 5 exons. Lineage: Eukaryota; Fungi; Ascomycota; Dothideomycetes; Pleosporales; Didymellaceae. The record is from RefSeq and is a predicted model, not a curated record.